AUGGAGUAUCCAGGGAUCACCAAUUCCCUCACCAUCACUCAGCGUUACACCGCCACCUUCACCUGUUCCUUCGAGCUUUACUCCUACCCCUUCGACGCCCAGACUUGCAGCAUUGACCUCACCUUACCCCCAGAUUUCGAAGGUUUCGUCGAAUUUUCUGAUGAUGACGGAAACAUCAACUACACAGGGAGGAGAGAACUGGCUCUUUUUGUUGUCGAAGAUAUGAAAUUCUCUGAGAAGUCUGGAGGAAACACACUUAUAGCUCAAUUUGUGUUGAAUCGUCGACAGGGUGUGAUACUCUUAGCAACUUUCUUACCCUCGGUUCUCCUCUUGUCUAUCAGCUGGGUGACACUUUUCGUCAAAAUCGAAGCAUUGAAUGUUCGAGCCAUCAUGUCUCUCACCACACUACUCGUCCUCUACACACUCUUCGCUAACCUCUCCAGUUCUCUCCCGAAAACGGCGGAGAUCAAGCUCAUCGAUAUAUGGUUCUUCUUCAUCAUUUUUGUACUCUUCUGUAACAUCAUGGUCCACAUCAUCGCUGACCGUAUUGGCUCUACAGAGAAUACGUCGCCUGUCACUAAAUUUAAUCCUAAACAACGUAAUGCCUGGGCACCCAAGCGGCCAUCAUCUGAGAGGAUUCUUGCUCUACAUAGAUAUUUCAUAGUACCUUCUGUAUUUAUCAUAUUUAGCGUUCUUUUCUGGUGGCAGGUCUUUAAGUAG
Molecule: messenger RNA, 720 nt
Organism: Homarus americanus (American lobster)
Lineage: Eukaryota; Metazoa; Arthropoda; Malacostraca; Decapoda; Nephropidae
Product: gamma-aminobutyric acid receptor subunit delta-like
Exons: 1
Coding region: 1-720 (239 amino acids)
Biological process (GO): monoatomic ion transmembrane transport; regulation of membrane potential; nervous system process
Cellular component (GO): synapse; membrane; neuron projection
Molecular function (GO): transmembrane signaling receptor activity; neurotransmitter receptor activity; extracellular ligand-gated monoatomic ion channel activity
Source: RefSeq, a predicted model, not a curated record